AGCGAAAAGAAAUCAACUGGUUUUUACUAGCUCGUCAAAAAGAUAUUGGAUAUUGGAUGCAAGAAAUGCGUUGUAUCCCCUCUCUUUGUAUUCUAGCGCAGUUUAUGGUUUGUGAGGUCACGGGAUGAUUUUACUCUUAGUUCUAAAUUGUUUGCUACCUUUAUCGUACGGCUUUGUUAAUAGACACUUUCCGGUAUUAACAAAUGAAAAUUCAGGUUUCAAGUAUGAAACAAAAUACUUUUGGACUAGGGUUGACCAUUUUUCUUUCGUGAAUGAAGACAAAUUCCUUAUCAAGUACCUCAUUAACAACGAAUCGUUCUCUCCGGGUGGCCCAAUUUUUUUUUACACGGGGAACGAAGGUGCUAUAGAAACAUUUGCAGAGAACUCUGGCUUUAUUUGGGAGCUUUCUCGUGAACUCAAUGCUUCUGUCAUCUUCGCCGAACAUCGCUACUACGGGACGUCUCUGCCAUUCGGGAAUAAUUCUUUCACAGACCGUCAGCACUUUGGUUACUUAACUGCUGAACAAGCACUGGCUGAUUAUGUGCUUCUAAUCAAUCAAUUAAAAGUUAAUCACUCAUGCUUCGCUUCAUCACCUGUAAUCGCUUUCGGAGGAUCCUAUGGUGGUAUGCUCUCUGCCUGGAUCAGACAAAAGUAUCCUAAUCAAAUCGCCGGUGCUAUAGCUUCUUCUGCACCAGUAUGGCUGUUUCCAGGUUUAUCUGACUGCAAUGGUUUUAGUAUGGUGGCAACAAACAGCUUUUUAAAAUAUGGUGGCGAAAACUGCGUUAAAAAUAUACAAAGUUCCUGGAGUAAUAUUGUGGACAUAGGCCAAAGUGCUGAUGGGAAAGAGUUAUUAACUCAUAUGUUUAACAUUUGUACACCAUUAACUGACGUUCAGAAUAUCAUAGAUUACUUGUCCGAUUAUUUGGGUACAAUAUCUAUGGUCAACUAUCCUUAUCCAGCUAACUUUCUGGGUGCUUUACCUGCAUGGCCAGUCAAGUAUUUGUGUAGCAGUUUAUCUGAAUACAAUCCUCAACAACCUCCAGUAACUAGAAUUUCUCUAUUAGCCAAGGCUAUACUAACAUUGACGAAUUACACAGGAAAUCAAUCAUGUUUAGAUAUUUCAAUGAAUUUACCUGGCCUUGAUGCUUCUGGAUGGGAUAUACAAACUUGCAUGGAGAUGACAACACCUAUGUGUGCAUCUGGACCGGUGAACAUUAUGCCACUAGUAAAUUGGGAUCUCAAAGCCUACUCAGCCUAUUGUCAAAACCGAUUUGGUGUACGCCCGCGUGUUGAAUGGCCAAAAGUUCAAUUUUGGAGUAAAUCAGUAGAUACUGUUACCAAUAUAGUUUUCAGCAAUGGUGAAAUUGAUCCAUGGUCAGCAUUAUCAAUUACAAAUAAUAGUUAUGUACCAUUUGCUACAGUAAUUAAUAUCUCUGAUGCUGCACAUCAUUUAGAUUUACGAACACCUAAUUCAGCUGAUCCUGAAAGUGUAAUAAAAGCAAGAGAAAUUGAAAAACAAAAAAUUAUUCAAUGGAUAAAACAAUGGAAAUUAAAAUAUAAAUUAUUAAAUAUUUUCAAUGGAUUUGUAUCAUUCAUUUCUUUGCUAAAUCAUCUUGCUUAAUUUUUAAAUGACAUAAUUGAUUCUUUGUUUUGCUUUAUUUUUAUGUAAUUUGCAUAAUAAUAAUAAUAAUAAUAAUAAUAAUGUUCGUUAUUUAAAA
Messenger RNA from Schistosoma turkestanicum, 1718 nucleotides. Lineage: Eukaryota; Metazoa; Platyhelminthes; Trematoda; Strigeidida; Schistosomatidae. The record is from the annotation of a GenBank genome assembly.